AUUAUAUGCAUCUAGGGCAAUAUUAGCAGCGAGAUCAGAAGUAUUUGAUGGGCUACUUUAUAAUGGAAUGAAAGAAAGCUACGAGAAUCAAAUUUCUUUUCCAACGAUUAAUUCUUUUGUAAUGGAAAUUGUGUUGGAAUAUGCUUAUACAGGUUCAAUUAAAGAAGAAUCAAUAACCGAAGAAAAUAUAAUUGAAGCCUUCAGCGCCGCAGAUUAUUUUCAAUUACCAAAUCUCCAGGAAUUUAUCAUGAGAAUUUUAAAAAAUGCCUUACUAGUUAGUCGCUCAGAAGAUUAUUUACCAGAAUUUUUGUCGAAAGUCGUGAAAACUAUGCCAUUUACGGAAAAUAAUAUUCUCGUAAACUUGUUAGUCGAAGAACUAGCAACUAUUCCAUUAAAUGCAAUUGAAUUUGGUCGAUUAUCACUUGAAGCACUUCAAUGUCUUUUGUCUCACACACACGAGAAAGCAAAGCCCUUUGCAACACCGGAAUACGAAGUUCUCAGAUAUAGUGUUAUUCUAGCAGGAAAAAAAGUAUCCAACGAUGCAUAUGAAAUUCUUUUUAAACAGUUACCAGUUUUAGAACAAAUAGAAAAUCAGAUCCAAGUAGAAAAUAAUUUUACCGAUUGUCAAAAAGUUGCUGAAAUAUUAGAACCUUUAAUUGAAUAUAUUGAUUUCAAGAGAAUUAAAGGUCAAAUAUUAGCAAAAUUUAUUGAGCCAUUGGGAAUUAUUCCAUCAGAAGUAAUCAUGGAUGUUUAUCGAUAUAAAGUAAUGUCGAAUGAUUCUGAUUUAAACGAUGUUCGCGGAAUAUCUUCUUACGCUUGGGAUGAGUUAGCAUGUGGAUCGAGACUUAUUAUUAAGGAAAAUGGAAAUGUUGUAGAAUCGCCAUAUGGUAACCAUCUUCAAAGUAUUAGAAGUAGAAUGUCAUUUGAAAAUGAAGGAAUCUAUGAGUGGGACGUCAUUAUUGAGAGAAAGUGUAAAAUUGUUUAUGUCGGAGUAUGCGGACCAGGGGAUUUAAAUUACGAAAAAUUUGCAGGAUCUCAACCCAAUGGAUGGGUAUUGGGUUCCAAUGGCAAUUGUUGUAAUUCCGGAAUUUGGCAAAACGAAUAUUGUAAUAAAUUUGGAGAUGGUGCGAGAGUUACUGUUCAUUUAAAUAUGAAUUGCGGAACUUGCGCCUUUACGGUCAAUGGCGUAAGGUAUCCAGACGUACUAGUGUGGAAUGAUUUACCAUCAAGGCUUUAUCCUGUAGCAUCGUUAUGUCAUCCUGGUCGCCUUCGAAUUCAACCUUCUCAAAAUGUUCAAAUAAUUGAAUUGAGUUAAUUAUUUUUUAUGUAUACUUCUCCAGUUAUAUUGGUUAUAUUGAAGUUUAGUUGGUUCAUUGUAUGCAAAUUCAUGUUAUUCUGUUUCAAAAACGCGUACGAAUGAAUCACAUGACAUUCCAUUUUUUAUGGGGGGAGAAUAACUCUUAUCGACAUUAUUUUAAAUUUUUUCUUUUACGUAUUAAUUAGUGUAACUAUCAUAUUCAGAUUAAUUCCUAAUUG
Messenger RNA from Rhizophagus irregularis DAOM 181602=DAOM 197198, 1536 nucleotides. RefSeq lists its product as uncharacterized. Gene Ontology annotation, cellular component: cytoplasm. Lineage: Eukaryota; Fungi; Glomeromycota; Glomeromycetes; Glomerales; Glomeraceae. Gene Ontology annotation, biological process: circadian behavior; modulation of chemical synaptic transmission; adult locomotory behavior. Gene Ontology annotation, molecular function: protein binding. The record is from RefSeq and is a predicted model, not a curated record.